Molecule: messenger RNA, 3402 nt
Organism: Myzus persicae (green peach aphid)
Lineage: Eukaryota; Metazoa; Arthropoda; Insecta; Hemiptera; Aphididae
Gene: Tbh
Product: dopamine beta-hydroxylase
Exons: 9
Coding region: 176-1978 (600 amino acids)
Biological process (GO): norepinephrine biosynthetic process; octopamine biosynthetic process; dopamine catabolic process
Cellular component (GO): secretory granule membrane
Molecular function (GO): dopamine beta-monooxygenase activity; copper ion binding
Source: RefSeq, a predicted model, not a curated record
ACAAGUCGGACUUUGCGGCUGUUUCGAGCGUCCCGUCGUCGUUUGCAGGUCGCGCGCGUGCCGCUUAUCGUUCAUCGCUCGUUAGUCGUACCGCCGACACGGCGCCGAGUCGUACGAUAACAUAUACACAUCACAACAAUUAUCAUAUUAUUUCUAUAACGACACCUCCUCCGUCAUGAAACAGCAGCGGUCCGCUCCGCAGUUGCCGGUGGCCGUCGUAGCGGCCGUCGUCGUCCUUCUGUCGGCCACAAGUGGCGGCCACGCCGGGCCCGCGGGACGUCGCGUGUACACCGCACCGCUGGACGACACGGGCCGGACGGCCGUCUACUGGACGGUCGACUACGGGUCGAGGUCGGUUAAGUUCGAAGCGCACUUCGCGGCCGGCGGCGGCCCGUUCGACUGGCUGGCGGUGGGCUUCUCGGACCGCGGCAACCACUCCGGAGCCGACUUCUGCGUCAUGUGGGUCGACUGGAAAGGGGCCACCGGCAUGUUGGACACGUGGACAGACGAUGCUGGAAGAAUUUCUGUAGAUGAGCGACAGGAUUGUGAAGAGUUCGAUGUUGCUAGAUUUCAUGGAGGAGGGACUGCUUUGACAUUUACUCGAAAAUUUGAUACAUGUGAUGACGACCGUGAUUAUUUAAUCCAGGAUGGUACCACUCACCUUGUAUGGAUGGUAGGUGGUGGCCCACUUUUUGCUGUAGAAGGGCUGUUGGUGUCGCAGGCCAGAGCAAAGGGCAUGCAAAGAGUUCAGUUGCUAAAACCAGAAACAUCGCCUGUCCGAUUGCCGGAUAAAGUGUCCAAAAUAGACGUGUUGGCGUCUAAGGUAAACGUUCCUGCGGAUGAGACGACGUAUUGGUGUCACGUGAUGAAGAUUCCUCUAGAUUUAUCGUUCAAACAUCAUAUCGUCAGGUUUGAGUCGGUUAUUGAAGAAAAUAGUCGAGGUGUAGUGCAUCACAUGGAGGUGUUCCAUUGCGAAUCCAGUGCCGGCAGUCAGAUACCACUGUACAGUGGGCCUUGUUUUUCGGAAAAACGGCCAUAUAAGACACAAGUUUGUAAGAAAGUGAUGGCCGCCUGGGCCAUGGGCGCUGCUCCAUUCGUGUAUCCCGAGGAAGCCGGUUUACCCAUAGGAGGUCCCGAUUUCAACAGCUAUAUCAUGUUGGAGGUGCACUACAACAAUCCCGGGUUAAGAAAAGGCAUGGUGGACAGUUCUGGCGUACGAUUGUACAUAACGCCAGAAGUGAGAAAAUAUGACGCCGGAGUGAUCGAACUGGGCUUAGAGUACACAGACAAAAUGGCCAUACCACCGAAAUUGGAGGAUUUCACGUUGAGCGGCUAUUGCAUUGCUGAAUGUACCGCAGUGAGCAUUCCUUCGGCUGGGAUUGAGAUCUUUGGUUCACAAUUGCACACUCACCUCACUGGCACCAUGAUCUACACGAAACACGUGCGGGACGGACAGGAACUACCGGAACUGAACAGGGAUAAUCAUUACAGCACUCAUUUCCAGGAAAUUCGUUUACUACAUAAACCUGUGCGAGUGCUUCCUGGGGAUGCAUUAAUAACUACGUGUCAUUACAACACCGAGAGCAGACAAAAUAUUACACUUGGCGGAUUCAGCAUUACCGACGAAAUGUGCGUCAACUACGUGUAUUACUAUCCAAAGAUAGAGUUAGAAGUGUGCAAGAGUUCAAUAAGCGACCAGAACCUCAAAAGCUAUUUCAAAUUUCUGAACGAGUGGGAGAGGCAGCGGACGUCGCCAGAGCGGGCGGUGAGCGCAAACUACAACGGGGCCGAGUGGACGCCGAUGCGGAGCCGAGUGCUGCACCAGGUGUACGAGCAGAGCACGCUGUCCAUGCAGUGCAACAGGAGCACAGGCGAGAGGUUCCCGGGUGACUGGGAGAACAGGCCGUCCACGAAAGUGCUGUACACGCUGCCGCCGCCGGCCAGGAGCUGCAGCAUGAGGGCCACUCCGUCCUCAUAAUAAUAUUUCGAUGUCGUGUAUCUCGCAUUACAUUUUAAUGUUAUAAUAAUCAUUACAAAUAACCAUAUAAGUAUAGGAACUCGAAAAACCCCCCUCUGCAGGCUGAACCCUCCUGGUUGGCGGCUCUUGCACCACAACUCAAACGAUUGGUGUGCAACCCUUCCAGCCCGAUUCACAUUUAAGUAGCUACGAACCGAAUAAUUUUUUACAUUUCGUUAUAAUAGGUACCCAUAUAAUAUUAUGUGAAAUAAACUUAAAAAUUAUUCUGCUUUUUUCGAUUAAAAUAAAAAAUACAUAGAUACCUAGAUAGGUAUUGUCAAUAGAAAAUAUACUUACCUAGGUUUAUUUAUAAAAAUGUAGCGUGACAUAAAAAUAAAAAUGAAAACUUAAUAACUACAAGAAACCAUUUUAGUUUUGAAAUCCCCAAAAUCAUCAAAGAUAGUUAUUAAGCAGGUAAUUAAUAAUUACAUUGUCUCUAACGUUAUUAUAAAUGGAGCACAUCGUAUGCUAUUGCCUAUUAUAUACCUCCACACGUCUCAUGACUUCACGCUUAUAUUAUAUUAUAAUUUAUAUUGUUACUAUAAACUAUCUCUUAAGUCUUAAUACUUGCCUCGUCUUAUAUAAUAUAGACGACACGAUAAUAUUAUUAAUACAUUGUAUAUUGGUACCUGUAACACUUCAUCACCAUCCCUUUGGCGCUAACAACGGACUUCUGCAAAAUAUACUUUAUGGAUGGUGCGCCCCAAGUGUAAUAUCAUAUAAGUACUUAUUUUACUUAUGGCUACACUUUCCCAUGGCAUUAUAUGAAUAUUUGAUAAAUUAAGAUAGCACGACGAAAUAUUAAGAUACCUAUAGGUACGUAUCCAAAUUAAAACUAAUCCUUUUUCAGAUUGCCAUCAUUUGUAGCACUCUAUAUUUUCGUUUUUCGUCACUUCAAAAAUUGUAGACAAUUUUGAAGUUUUUCUUAAGCCAUUCAAAUUUGAUAGUCAUUGAUAACCUACUGCUGUAUGUCAUGAAAUAUAGAAGGGGUUCUCGAAUUUUGACUGUGAUGCUAUGUAUUUAAAAACGCCAUCUUGGUGUUAAUAUGUCUUAACCUUAGGCCAGAAUAUGGGUAAUGAGCAAAGAAUUCGUUUUUGUGUUCUUCAAAUUGAAUAAAAACACUUAGUGUGCAUAUAAUAUUUCAAGUGAGGAACAUCAAACCCAAAGUUUCUAAAUACAAAAAAAAAAAAAAUAUACAACACCUUUCUCUACAAUUUAUUUACAUUUCAAAGAUUAUGUUUCGUGAUUAAAUUCACCGAUAAACGUAUUUGAUAAUAAUAACGUUUUAGUCAAUAUUCAAAUUAUAAAUCAUACAAUCGGGAGUAGUGAUUACUACAAUUUUGAAUGACCACGGUGAUUUACUUGUUCUGAUCUAGGUACGGUGC